CUACCGUGCCUGCACUUAUUCCUCUUUCCCACAUCUGCUUUUUCUUCCGUCAUGGUCGCGCAAACCCGCCACGGCGGCCAGACAUCUCCCGGGAAGCUCGCGUUCAAGGAGAAGCUCGUCACAAAGGGCACGACGACCGACGCUUUGCUCAAAAAGCUGAAGAAUUUACACGAGGAGCUCAGCGUGUUGGACCAAGACCGCGUUGACACCAAAUCACUCGACAGCGUCCGCAGGGAGCUCAUUCUCAAUUCUAUACUACACCACAAGGACAAGGGCGUCAGGGCCUACGCUGCCUGCUGUCUGGCUGAUGUUCUUGGCCUAUAUGCUCCAGAAGCACCGUACACCGUAACGGAGCUUGUCGAUAUAUUCCAGUUCAUCUUCCAGCAGCUCAAAUCUGGCCUCAAAGGAACGGAAGAUACGUACUAUAAUCAGUACUUUCACGUUCUCGAGUCCUUGUCAACCGUGAAGAGCGUCGUCCUCGUCUGCGACCUCCCAAAUGCCGAUGAGAUGAUGAAGCACAUCUUCAGCGACUUUUUCAUCAUUGUGCGACGCGACUUUUCUAAGCAGACAGAGAGUUUCAUGGGCGAUAUUCUUACCGCACUCAUUGACGAAUGCCACACCUUGAGUGCGCCCGUGCUUGAGAUACUUAUGGCUCAGUUCAUGGAUAAGAACGCGCAACCGGACCAGCCAGCGUACCGUCUUGUCGUGCAGAUAUGCAAUCAGACUGCCGACAAGCUGCAGCGACAUGUGUCCAUGUAUUUUACAGACAUCAUCGUAGCCAACUCUGGGGAUGAGGAAUUGAAGGAAGUCCGUAAAGCACACGAACUUGUCAAGCGGAUACAUCUGGCAUGCCCUACACUUCUUCACAGUGUGAUACCACAGCUCGAGGAAGAGCUGCGGGCAGAAGACGUUCAGCUCCGUUCCAUCGCCACGCAAGUUCUCGGUGAAGUGUUUGCUGACAAGGGUGGGUCCGAUCUCUCCAAGAAAUAUCCGACGACAUGGAGAGUAUGGUUAGCCAGGACAAACGACCGUUCUGUCACGGUCAGGCUGAAGGCUUUGGAGUCGUCACGAGCCAUCAUAUCCGGAGGAUUCCCGGAGAUGAGAGAAGCGGUACAAGAGCACCUGCAACAGAAACUUUUGGAUCCCGAUGAGAAAGUGCGCGCGGCUGUCUGCAAAAUUUAUGGUCAAUUGGACUAUGAGACAGUCGCUCAUCAUGUUACAGAAGCACAGCUCCGUGCUAUGGCCCAGCGCGCCAUUGACAAAAAACAAGUUGUACGAACUGAAGCUUUAAAGAGUCUCGGCAAGCUCUAUAAUCUCGCUUACCCUCAAAUUGAAAGCAAUGACCCUAUUGCUAUUUCCAAUUUCUCGUGGAUACCAAAUACUCUGUUUCCUUUGCUAGGCAUGAGCCACGAAGCCAAGCCUGCAGUCGAGCAAGCACUUGCAGAUUACAUAUUGCCUAUGCCUCGAUCUUCGCCGCCCGAAAAGGGUAAAUCUAGUGACAGUGAAAUUGAUGAGGUGCUCUGGACGGAUAGACUGCUCAACACGAUGAAGUUCCUCGUUGAAGAGCGCUCCAUCAAUGGCCUUCUUGCCUUCACGAAUUUGAAGUCAUCUCAGCCGGCUCACGUGCUAGCUUUUAUAGAUGCGUGCAUUCAGAAUAAUAACGGUAUCAUUGACGGCGACAAAGAAACUACAGAAAAGGUGAAAAGUGACUUGACCCGACGUGUCAAACAGCUCGCCGCUCUGUAUCCUGAUUCAUCAAAAGCUGCUGACGAUCUGUUCGGUUUCGCCAAGUUGAAUGAUCAAACAGCGUACAAGCUUCUGAAGAAGUGUAUAGAUCCCCAAACAGACUUUAAAACGCUUGUCAAGCGGAGAAGCGAAUUCCUGAAAAAAAUCAUAGAUAACUCUCCUGGUGUCGUGUCCACAAUGUCUAUUCUUCUGCGACGGACGACAUAUCACGUCGUUAAUCAGUCCUCCAUUCCUACUCUUCUGAAGCGUCUAGAAAAUGACCGAGGAAGAGAAGCAAAUGUGACUGCGGGUCAUAUACACACGCUGAUGAGAUAUAUCUCCAAGCACAUGCCAGCCAUCUACAAGUCCCACGUAAGCGCCCUGGUGAAAGCCAUUUCGGAUGAGGAUGCACCGCCCUUGUUGGUUUCGUCGGCCCUUCAAGCCCUAUCGAGCGUGAUUCAAUGGGAUGAAGAUCUGGCACUUAAGGACUCACAUACGAUAGACCGUAUCACUCGAUACGUCACAGGCCCCAGUUGGAAGCAGGCGAAAUUUGCUGCACGAAUACUUGCUUCUUGUUCCCGUCAGAGCGAAACCUGUACGGAAGUGGUCGAGUCAAUGGCCGACGGAUUGUCCGAUGCGUCGCCUGAACUCUUGAUAGCGCACAUAGCUGCUCUUGCACAGUUUGCACUGCUAGCACCGGAUGCCUUUGAGUCCAAAAGUGACGUAAUAACGGAGUUUUUAGUGAAGGAGCUUCUUAUGAUACCUCAGCUACCAGAUCCAGACGAUGAUGCGGACGAAGAAUGGGUGAACGAUGAUGCUAUGCCUGAUCUUCUUCGAGCCAAAAUCCUUGCCUUGAAGGUGUUUAAGAACCGCAGUCUGGCAUACGCCGACUCGGAUAAAGGACUGAUGGUGUCGGGGCCACCGUUGAAAAUCUUCAAACAGCUAGUUGAGAUGAACGGCGCGCUUUCUUCUGAUGUUGCAGAAAACCCCAAAUUUAUGGCACGUCUGCGUCUACAGGCAGCUAUUUCACUGUUACAAUUGUCGAGUGUCAAGAAAUACGAGACGUCUGUGGCAACGGCCUUUACUCGACUGACGUUAGUUGUUCAGGAUUCCUGCUACAAUGUGCGGUAUAAUUUCUUGCGGAAGAUCAUCAUUCUGCUGUAUGCCCAGCGUAUACCGAUUACUUUCAAUGUGGUACCAUUUUUGACGAUUCAUGAUCCCGAAGAAGAUAUUAAAUUAACUGCGACAUCAUAUAUAUCCACCGCCAUUCGAACAUUGCCGGCCAAUGUGCGGGUGCGCUAUUUUGACAUCAGUGUCAUUCGGCUGAUGCAUCUGCUUGCGCAUCAUCCCGACUUUUCAAUAGCCCUCGAAGACUUGCAAGAUAUUGGCAAGUAUCUCAAAUAUUUUGCCGAUCAAGUGGUCCAGGCAGAAAAUAUUUCCCUUAUCUAUCAUUACGCUUUGAAGGGAAAGACUGUCAGAGAUCUUGAGUCCGAAGAAUACAGCCAGAAUUUCUACGUAAUAUGUGAACUGGCGCAAGAGAUCAUUAGAGGCCGGGCCCGCCAUUAUUCGUGGAGUGUCCCAAGCUAUCCGGGGAAAAUCAAACUGCCGUCUGACAUCUUACGCCCCCAUGCGAGCCCCGAAGAUGCCAACAAAACAGCGAACACUGUUUACUUGCCAAAGGAAGUUGCAAAGUGGGCGGCCGAACUGUAUAAGUCUGCUCCUGCGGCAGUGAAAAAAAGAGCGCAAAAUCCCUACGAAACGCAAAGCCCCAGCCACAAAUGGAAAUGGACAUGCGAGGCGAACGAGGAAGAAACGUCGAUCCGAUGAUGAAUCUGAUGAGCCCGACGAGUCGGAGAGCUCAAGUGAUGUUGAGAUGGCUGAUGGUGCCGGUCCACUAGAAGAAUCAGAAGACGACGAAGAUGACCAUGAGUCUAGUGAAGAGGUCCUGGGACGGGGUGCUCGAAGUCGCGCUAAGAAGAAAGCUGCGCGGAAGGCGAAAGGUGCCAAGAAGCGCGCAUCUGAUGGUUGAGGGCUAGUUGUUGUAUUCUUAUUCCGUUCCUUCUACACGUUGUAUUAUUUUGUGCAUGCAUUUUUGUCUAUUUGAUCUGUUCUUCGCUCGCACUUUCUGUAUUUAUCUUGUUCUAUAUUAUUUAAUGUGGACCAAUGUACGAC
This is a messenger RNA of Guyanagaster necrorhizus, 3897 nucleotides long. Its product is annotated as cohesin-associated protein Pds5. Lineage: Eukaryota; Fungi; Basidiomycota; Agaricomycetes; Agaricales; Physalacriaceae. The record is from RefSeq and is a predicted model, not a curated record. The transcript is spliced from 23 exons. The coding region runs from base 52 to 3552 and encodes 1166 amino acids. Gene Ontology annotation, biological process: mitotic sister chromatid cohesion; DNA repair. Gene Ontology annotation, cellular component: chromatin; nucleus.